AUGGCGACCACAAAGCCCAUUCUUCCGACGCUCUCAUUCCUACUGUUCAUCUCCAUCACAGUAGCAUCAUGCCAGCUGGCACCAGCUUCAUCAGAUGAUUCAACCGAAGCAAGUUUCGUCCAGUGCCUAAUCUCCAAAUCCAACCCUUCCCACCCAAUCUCCAAAUUCAUCUACACCCCAAACGACGGCGCUUCAUACUCCGCCGUCCUCCAGGCCUACAUCCGCAACCUCCGCUUCAACACCUCCUCCACUCCCAAACCCUUCCUCAUCCUCACCGCCCUCCACGUCUCCCACGUCCAAUCCGCCGUCCUCUGCGCCCGCACCCACGGCCUACAGAUGAAGAUCCGUAGCGGCGGCCACGACUACGAGGGCCUCUCCUACGUCUCCUCCGGCUCCCCUUUCUUCAUCCUCGACAUGUUCAACUUCCGCGCCGUCGACGUCGACAUCGAAACCGACACCGCCUGGAUCCAAACCGGCGCCACCCUCGGCGAAGUUUACUACCGAAUCGCCGAGAAGAGCGGCGUCCACGCCUACCCCGCCGGAAUCUGCCCCACCGUCGGCGUCGGAGGCCACGUCAGCGGCGGCGGGUACGGCAACAUGAUGCGGAAGUUCGGCCUCACCGUCGACCACGUCGCCGACGCCGUCUUGGUCGAUGUGGACGGCAGGCUUUUGGAUCGUAAGUCCAUGGGGGAGGAUCUCUUCUGGGCGAUUAGAGGCGGCGGCGCCGCCAGCUUCGGCGUCGUGAUUGCCUACAAAGUCAACCUCGUCCGAGUUCCCGAACUCGUCACCUCGUUCAGCGUUUUCCGUACUCUGGAACAGAACGCCACGGAUGUGGUUGACAGGUGGCAACACGUGGCCGACAAGCUGGACGAUGACCUUUUCAUCCGAAUCACUCUGACCGUGGUCAACGCGUCUGGGGGUGGGACCGGGAGGACAGUCAGAGCCCGGUUCCUGGGCUUUUUUAUAGGGGAUUCGGCCCGGCUUCUUUCAAUAAUGAAGUCGGAUUUCCCUGAGUUGGGCCUGGCCCAAUCCGACUGCGUGGAAACCAGCUGGAUUAAAUCCGUCUUGUUCUGGUCGGACCUAGCGAUUUCCACCCCGACCGAAAUUCUGCUCAACCGGACCCCAUCCCUGACCCGGUUAAAAAGAAAAUCGGACUACGUCAAGAAGCCGAUUCCAAGAGACGGACUGGAGAAUCUGUGGAAGAAGAUGAUCGAGCUCCAGCUCCCCGGGAUGGUCUUCAACCCGUACGGCGGGAGGAUGGCCGAGAUCGCGGCCGAUGCGACGCCGUUUCCCCACCGGGCUGGGAACCUGUGGAAGAUCCAGUACCUGGCGAAUUGGAACGAGGGAGGGGACGAGGUGGCGAGGCGGAACGUGGAGCUGACGAGGCGGCUGUACGAGUUCAUGACGCCGUUUGUUUCCAAGGAUCCGAGGGAGGCUUUCCUGAACUAUAGGGAUAUAGACCUGGGCGUGAACCAUAACGGGAAAGGGAGCUACGAGGAAGCGAGGAGGAGCUACGGGGUGAGGUACUUCAAGCAGAACUUUAACAGGCUUGUGAGGAUAAAGACGAAGGUGGAUCCUGGGAAUUUCUUUAGGAAUGAGCAGAGCAUCCCUGUUUCCCCCCAUUGA
This is a messenger RNA of Linum tenue, 1626 nucleotides long. NCBI's taxonomy places the organism in Eukaryota, Viridiplantae, Streptophyta, Magnoliopsida, Malpighiales, Linaceae. The record is from the annotation of a GenBank genome assembly.